Molecule: messenger RNA, 581 nt
Organism: Cricetulus griseus (Chinese hamster)
Lineage: Eukaryota; Metazoa; Chordata; Mammalia; Rodentia; Cricetidae
Source: RefSeq, a predicted model, not a curated record
GAGUUGCCUGGGGUCGGGGGCGGGAAGGAUCUAGGAGGCUGCCUUUUUUAACGAGACUUUGCUCGAGUGGGCCUGCGCCUCGCUCGCUCCCAGGCCAGCUUCCUCCAUGCAUGCCCUGCCCACCCGGCAUCACCUCCCCUCCCCUCCCCUCUCUCCUGUUUCAGUAUCUGCAGAGUUGAGAGAAACUACCCGUGGUGUCUAAACCACUAAUUUAAAAAGGCUGUCUGUGCAAGAUGAGAGGGUUGGUGGCAUCACCGUCUGUUAACUUUUAUUUACACUGUGGCCUCAUUGCAGUUCGUCUCGAGUAACUAGGGCAGAGGUACAGGCCGGUUCUUCCAGUAGAGACCCCCUUUCCUGGAGAAGAUAGCAGUUUGUUGACUCCAUGGAGUUAAGAAGAUUCUUCAGAGGAGACCCCUCCAGCUACUCAGAACUUUAUCAUUCCAAAAAAGGAGAUCCAUACAGUUCCAGAUAUGGGCAAAUGGAAGCGCUCUCAGGCAUAUGCUGACUACAUCGGCUUUAUCCUUACCCUCAAUGAAGGUGUGAAAGGGAAGAAGCUGACCUUCGACUACAAAGUCUCUGAG